UACAAGUGAUUGACAUAUUAUAUUUAACCUAAUUAGUUAAUAUAUAACAACGGAAUGCAUACGGAUUUAUCACCGCACUUGCAUACUCAUGAGUGCAAUAUCCUAAUAAAAAAAUUACAAGACUGUCAUGUUGAGCAUUCUUUUCGAAAAUUUCUGGGAUAUUGCAACGACUUUGAUAGGGAUAUGAGAAAGUGUUUGAAAGGCGAACGUUUACGACGUCAAAAGGCAAAUCACGAAGAAUCUGUAAGAAGACAUGCUGAAAUUAGAGCUCGCAUAUUAGCUCAUAAUCAAGCUACACAAUAGUUAGUGAAAAAAAAUAAUAAAAUGGAAUACAACAUACUGCAGUCGAUUAACUUGGAAGAUUUAUCUCAUUUCAAAUCAUUUACAGACCGUUACUUUAGCAAAAGAUAUGUACUCAAUGUUAAUGGAAUUGAAAACAAUGAUAUAAUGCUAAUGUUCCACUCAAACAGAAUAACACUUAUAAGUCUUGCACCAAGUCAUUUCUUUUUCAAGAAAACUGAUCAAUAUAAAAUUAAUUUCAGUAUUGGCAAUAUUGAUAGAUUAACGAACUCAGUAAAAGGCAAAGGAAAGAAAGGUGGACAAAUGUUAACUGCAAAUUCUGUUAUUUGUAAAAUUGAAUAUGAUGAUGGGACAAUGUUUGCUAUACCUUGCUGCAUGAAAGGCACACUUAUUGAAGUUAAUAAAGAAUUAACUAAGAAUCCUGAACUAUUAAGAGAACAGCCAGAUUCUAACGGUUUUAUUGCUAUUAUGUUGUCCAGUAUUGCAAUAUCGGAUUCAACAAAAAGUGAACUUUUAAAUCACGAAGAGUAUGUUAAAACUUUCAAUAGUUGAUAAUAAGUAGAUAAUAGAUUGUUAAAUAAAGUCAUAAAUAUUUUGUA
Papilio xuthus (Asian swallowtail) is the source of this 899-nucleotide messenger RNA. Lineage: Eukaryota; Metazoa; Arthropoda; Insecta; Lepidoptera; Papilionidae. The record is from RefSeq and is a predicted model, not a curated record.